Aspergillus sclerotioniger CBS 115572 is the source of this 2600-nucleotide messenger RNA. Its product is annotated as putative serine/threonine protein kinase. The coding region runs from base 434 to 2377 and encodes 647 amino acids. NCBI's taxonomy places the organism in Eukaryota, Fungi, Ascomycota, Eurotiomycetes, Eurotiales, Aspergillaceae. The record is from RefSeq and is a predicted model, not a curated record. The transcript has a single exon. Gene Ontology annotation, biological process: protein phosphorylation. Gene Ontology annotation, molecular function: ATP binding; protein kinase activity.
ACAGAUGCACCCAUAACAGUCUCUACUAUUUCCUAGCCGUCACACCCCCGAGGGUAUUUCUGAACUGCGCUUCGCGCCAACUCGUCAUCGCUUUCCUUUCGUUUGUCACCAUAUCACUUCCCGGUAUUUAUAUGAAACUUUGAGCCUACCAUCCGACUGUUUUGUUGUCUUUUCUACUCUAUUCUCUUUCUCAUCCCUUCGUCCACUUCUCUUGGUUCUCAGUGGUCGAGAUCUGUUUGGACUUGCACACCAGCAUUUGACUUGGUUGCCUGGUUUGAUUUUGUUACUGCAUCGGUCUUGUCCGAAGGCCGCUCUUCUCAGCGCCUCUUUAUCUUGCCAUUGUCCCAUCGGGUGGCAUCAUCCUGCUAUAUCCAUUUCACUGCGACGAACAUCUCUGGGAGACCAUCGUCCUGUUCGAGUAACAUCAACAAUCAUGGAGUGUCUCAAAAACAGUUUCGUGGAGGGUCAGCUCCUGGAUGGGCGCUUUCGCACUGUCGCUCCUCUUAACCAUGGAUCGUUCGGCAUGGUCUUCCUCGCUACCGACAACACAACCGGGGAAGACGUUGCCAUCAAAUGCUUGACCAAAGGUGGUGCAUCACCGUACGAUGUUCGGUUCGAAGAGCUGGAUUGCCAUAAACGCCUUGCUUACCACCCCAACAUCGUCAACCUCAUCCACUCCUUCGAAACCGAGUCUCACAUGUACCUGGUUUUGGAGUACUGUGCGAAUGGCGAUCUGUACGAGGCGAUCAGACUCAACCGCGGUCCUCUGGAGACCGAACACGUGCGAGACUUUAUGUUACAGCUUGUUAGCGCUGUCGAGUUCAUGCACGCGAACGGCAUGUACCACCGUGACAUCAAGCCCGAGAACAUCUUCUUGACGCAGGAUGGAUCAAUGAAGCUGGGCGACUUGGGUUUGGCAUCCCGGGAGGACGUGUGCCACGAGGCGUGUGUUGGAAGUGACCGAUACAUGGCUCCGGAGCAAUACGACCCCCCGGCCGCUGGCUAUUCCCCCGCUAAAGCUGAUAUUUGGGCGAUUGGAAUCUGCUUGCUCAAUGUCCUCUUCGCCCGGAACCCAUUCGCUACCCCGACUGAAUCGGACAUUCUCUUCGCCGACUAUGUGCGCGACCGCCAGUCACUGUUCGACAUCUUUCCCAACAUGUCUCAGGACACUUUUGAGAUUCUGAGGUUCGCCAUGACGAUUGAUCCCGAAAAGCGUUCACUGUCUGGCAUUCGUGAUUCCAUCAUGCGGACCGUCACCUUCACCACUGACGACGAAGCUUUGGAUGAGUUCUGUACCGACGACCGCGAGGUCGUCGCUGCAAGUGCCAACAGGGAACCUCUUCGGACCCCUUCAAUCCAGAGCCCACACAUCAAUCAGGGCGACUCGUUCCCGUGGGCCAAAGCACUGCAGGCCAGCCCCCCUCAACAGUUUCGGCAGCUGUCGGCCAUUCCCGACAACGAGAGCUAUUCGGAGGAUCUAUUCCCUCCGUCCGAGACGGCUGGUACCUCGUGGUUCUCCAUCCACCAAGGUACUCCCUCAAUGGCAUCCGUUCUCGAUUCUGCUCUUGGCGAUUCGUUCCGGUCUACUGGUUUCCGUAAACAUGAGCUUCGGUUCCCUCCCCCUUCAGAUCCUGUGCCCAUCACCGGGUCCUUGCCGAGUCAUCCAACCAAGCCCUUGCCCUCCCUUUCCAUGGUUUUCGGCAAGAAGAAGGACGAGCAGAUUUCCAAGAGCUGGAGCGACCUCUGGGAUGAGGAGGAAGAAUCCGAAACCGAGGACAUGGCUUUCCACCAGCGGCGCCAGCAGAACUCUCGUAGCUGGAGUCAUGAAAGCAGCAGCCCCGUGGAGAUCAGUGUCCCUGAGCUCUGCGGUCCGCUGACGGGUCUCCGGGACGUUGGAAAUAGCUCGAUCCACAAUGUCCACCCUCAGCCACAGAAAUCUUCGGUUAUAUCAGAUGGGAUCAUGGAGAAGCCUUGGGAUGUUCCGACGGGUGCCACUGCCCUCAAAACCCCCCCUCGCACUCCCGAUUCUCCUCCGAAGAAUUCAAGCAUGGACAAGUGGGCUGCCUUGGGUGACAGAAGGAGGAACUACAAGUCUCCAGAUGCUUCCCUUGGACGCAAAAAGUUUCCUCUCAACAUGAGCUGGAGGAAAGACUGGGGCUUGGGUUCCUCAGGCUUCGACUACGGCUCCUGGGCCGCUAAGAAAGAAACCAGCCCAAUCCAGGACCGCCGCCGCCGCCCCCCCUUCCAGGAGAAGGGACGGCGUCGUGACGCCUGGGAGUCUCCGAAGGCCGCCAACGUCAAAGUUCCCCAUGGUUACGAUGGCAGUAUCGACGAGGAUCUCGAUCUCGUCGGUGGCUGGCAUGAUCUUCACCUCUAAGGACCAUGUCGCCUGCCUUCGGCUUUUCUGUCUGUAUUCGACUUGACUCGUGUUUGUUGUACCGACCAACAACCCUGAAGAGAGUGGCAAAUAUCAAACAACUUUUCUACCAACAACCAAUCCUCCCGCUUGUUUUCUUCUUCCUCUUUUUUUUUUUUUUUUUUCUACUUGAUUUUGAAGCGUCUCUCCACUCGGCGUGGUCGCACCCAGCGGUGGUGCACCG